UCUGCCGCGCUCCCCCAGCCCGCGAGGCCGCGCGCAGGCGGGUCCCGCGCUGCCCCGCGGGAGGGGCCGAGCCCGUGUUCCUCCUCCCUACCGGUCCCCAUCCUUAAAGCACGAGCCCGGACGCCCCGCCCGUUGGAGACGGCGUCUGGAUCUGGACAGCGAGCGGCCGGGGCGGGCCACGGCCGACCGAGGAGGGCCUGAGGCAACGGACCCGCCGCGGCUGGCACACGAGCCUCUCGGCCCCGACUGAGUGGUUGCGGGAGCUGUGAGGGAAGGGGUCGCGGGCGCCAUUGCUGCCCGUCAGAACGCCGCAGGGUCCCCGUCAGCCCUCGGCUGCUCUACCCCGGCUGGGAGGAGCCGUCGCCAGUCCCUGGCCCGGUCUCGUGAAUCGGGUGCCUCGUCUGCCGCCCGCGCCGAGACCAUGUUUGACAAGACGCGGCUGCCGUACGUGGCCCUCGAUGUGCUCUGCGUGUUGCUGGCUUCCAUGCCUAUGGCUGUUCUAAAUUUGGGCCAAAUAUAUCCAUUUCAGAGAGGCUUUUUCUGUAAAGACAACAGCAUCCAGUAUCCGUACCAUGACAGUACCGUCACAACCACUGUCCUCAACACAGUGGGGCUUGGUUUACCCAUUUCCUCUAUGAUUGUUGGAGAAACCCUAUCUGUUUACUUUAACCUCUUGCACUCGAAUUCCUUUAUCAGGAAUAACUACAUAGCCACUAUUUACAAAGCCAUUGGAACAUUUUUAUUUGGUGCAGCUGCUAGUCAGUCCCUGACUGAUAUUGCCAAGUAUUCGAUAGGCAGACUGCGGCCUCACUUCUUGGAUGUUUGUGACCCAGACUGGUCAAAAAUCAACUGCAGUGAUGGCUACAUUGAAAACUACAUAUGUCGAGGGAAUGCACAAAAAGUGAAGGAGGGCAGAUUGUCCUUUUACUCGGGCCACUCUUCGUUCUCCAUGUACUGCAUGAUGUUCGUGGCACUUUAUCUUCAAGCCAGGAUGAAGGGAGACUGGGCAAGACUCUUACGCCCUACACUGCAAUUUGGUCUUGUUGCUGCGUCCAUUUAUGUGGGCCUUUCUCGAGUUUCUGAUUACAAACACCACUGGAGUGAUGUGUUGACCGGACUCAUUCAAGGAGCUCUGGUUGCAGUAUUAGUUGCUGUAUAUGUAUCAGAUUUCUUCAAGGAGAGAAAUUCUCCUUUUAAAGAAAGAAAAGAAGAGGACUCUCAUACAACUCUGCAUGAAACACCAACGACAGGGAAUCACUAUCGGAACACUCACCAACCUUGAAGGUGGCAGAGUGCCCAGAUGAAGCUGGCCUGCUUUCUAAAGGAAAAUGAUUGCAACCAGAAGGCAAGAGGAUGCGUCCUUCUUCCCAGUAUACAAGCCUUUAAGGGGACUGCUGCUACUGUAACUCUUGGAUGCCCACUUUACCUGUGUGUAUAUAGUUACAUUUAACACAAUGGUUAUCUAAUAGCUCUAAGUUCAUUACAAAAAAUUUCAAGCCUUUCACUAAAACAAAUGCCCCACCUGUACAUUUUUUUAUUAAAAAAAUGUAAUGCUUA
Messenger RNA from Globicephala melas (long-finned pilot whale), 1557 nucleotides. It is a transcript of the gene PLPP1, whose product is annotated as phospholipid phosphatase 1. Gene Ontology annotation, cellular component: plasma membrane. NCBI's taxonomy places the organism in Eukaryota, Metazoa, Chordata, Mammalia, Artiodactyla, Delphinidae. The record is from RefSeq and is a predicted model, not a curated record. Gene Ontology annotation, biological process: phospholipid metabolic process; signal transduction; phospholipid dephosphorylation. Gene Ontology annotation, molecular function: phosphatidate phosphatase activity.